Thalassophryne amazonica is the source of this 1172-nucleotide messenger RNA. It is a transcript of the gene txnl1, whose product is annotated as thioredoxin-like 1. Lineage: Eukaryota; Metazoa; Chordata; Actinopteri; Batrachoidiformes; Batrachoididae. The transcript has 8 exons. Bases 155 to 1021 code for a protein of 288 amino acids. The record is from RefSeq and is a predicted model, not a curated record.
UCAAUACGAAACUCAUGCUGAAGCAGUGCGUGUGCCACAGAUCAGCUAGCAAGCAGAGAGAAAGCUAAAAACACUGUGGUUUCUUCAGCACGUUGACAGUUUUCUUACUGAGAUCAUCACAGAGUUGGGUUAUAUCGCAGCCGCCGAGUCUAUCAUGGUCGGUGUCAAAGUGAUCGGGAGCGACCCGGAUUUUCAGCCGGAGUUAGCGGCCGCCGGCUCUAGGCUAGCCGUGGUCAAGUUCACGAUGGCUGGGUGUCAGCCGUGUAUCAGAAUAGCUCCAGCUUUCAACGCAUUGAGUAACAAAUACCCACAAGUCGUCUUCCUGGAAGUAGAUGUUCACGUCUGUCAGGCCACAGCGGCAGCCAACAACAUCUCAGCCACGCCCACAUUCCUGUUUUUCCGGAACCGGGUCCGAGUGGAUCAGUACCAGGGGGCAGAUGCUGCAGGUCUGGAGGAGAAGAUCAAACAGCACACAGAGAAUGAUCCUGGAAAUGAAGACUCGGACAUUCCAAAGGGAUAUAUGGAUCUCAUGCCUUUUGUCAACAAAGCCGGCUGUGAGUGCCUCAAUGAGAGCGAUGACUUUGGCUUUGAUAACUGCUUAAUAAAAGACUCUUCGCAUCUGGAGUCUGACUGUGAUGAACAGCUGCUGAUAACCAUCGCCUUCAACCAGCCUGUGAAGCUGUUCUCCAUGAAGCUACAGUCCUCAGACUUUGCUCAGGCCCCGAAGGUGAUGAAGAUAUUUACCAACCUUCCGCAGUCGAUGGGUUUUGACGACGCAGAGCGAAGUGAAGCCACACAGAUGCUGGAGCUGACAGAAGACGACUACAAAGACGAGGGUUUGAUUCCACUGCGCUAUGUCAAGUUCCAGAACGUACAGAGCGUCACGGUGUUUGUUAAGUCAAACCAGGGAGACGAGGAGACGACGAAAAUUAACUACUUGACUUUUAUUGGCACUCCAGUUCAGGCCACCAACAUGAGCCAAUUCAAAAGGAUUGUGGGGAAGAAAGGAGAGAGUCACUGAGCAGCAGGAAGCAGAGGAAAAAUUAGACUGCAGAUAACACCUCGCUCUGCCAAAAGCGCUGCGGCACUCACGCACACUGAGAGAAUCCUCCGACUACGCAGCAAAGCAAAACUAGUCUGACAAGUCACUGUAAAUAAAACAAUCCUUUUUC